This is a messenger RNA of Clavispora lusitaniae ATCC 42720, 1515 nucleotides long. RefSeq names its product Amn1p (gene AMN1). NCBI's taxonomy places the organism in Eukaryota, Fungi, Ascomycota, Pichiomycetes, Serinales, Metschnikowiaceae. Gene Ontology annotation, biological process: SCF-dependent proteasomal ubiquitin-dependent protein catabolic process. Gene Ontology annotation, cellular component: SCF ubiquitin ligase complex. The record is from RefSeq and is a predicted model, not a curated record.
AUGUCUCUCCCCGCCACAAUGGACGCCCGCGUCCUUUCCUUGCAAUCGCCUAAGCGCGCGCGCUCGAGCCCGACCCGUGCUUUCUGGGCCAAUGCCGCCUGGCUGCUCUCGCGCCGCCGCCUGCGCCGCCGCUCGCGCCGCGCGGGUUCGGUGUCUCCUUCGCCCACCCCGUCGCCCAUGUCGCCUGCAGUCGCGCCCUCUUCUCCCUCGUCACCUGCGCUCUUGCCCUAUGCGCCCUCGAGCGAUCUGGAUUUCCUGUUCAACGCCGCCUCCGAUAGCGACUUGGAGUCCUUGCCUGACUUGACCGACGACGCAUCGAUAUGUUCGGGCCGAAGUGCAGUGACACCAGUGAAAGACCCAACUCAUCUUUCCCUUGCGGAAGACAUCCACACCCCAGGCCGCAAAGUCUUGUUUCCUUGGGCACAUGCUCAUCUAGCGCCGAGGCCCACUUCGGUGACAGUGUUUGACAUUCCCGAGUUGGUCCACAAAAUAAUAGAGUACGCGCACCACCAGAACACCGUGGCGCCCCAUGAGAUUCCAGGACGUGAUGUGGACCCCAACGUUUUGUUCACAUGUUUGCAGGUCAACCGUCUCUUUUACAAUGUCGCACGCCAACUCUUGGGGCAGCAGCUCGUGUUUUCGCGCGAAAACAACUUGUAUCAGUUUUUGCGUGGGCCCGCUCGCACUAAUCAAUCGUUCCGCCCGCGCGCAUGCAUGUUCAGUCGUUUGGUGGGUGCCAAGCAGCCCGCCAUUGAAACUUUUGCGCAGGCCAUUGAUGCAUCGUCGCUCGAGCGCCUUGAAGUUUUCAUGUGUCCAAAACUUCAGCCUACGCCAACACUUUUCCACCAGGCGUUGAAAACGUUGGUGGUGGCUGGGUCGCGCGUUGCGGACGACGUUCUUUUAACGCAGGUCGCACGUCGCUGCCCGAACCUCGAAGUACUUGACCUCCGCGCAUGUGAACGUGUCACUGACUGCGGCAUACACGCCAUUGCAUCGUCUUGUCGCCGCUUGGUGUCUGUUAAUUUGGGCCGCAAAAGAAAGGGCCAUCUUAUCACAGACCACUCGACUGCGGUGCUUUUCGCGCGCAAUCCACGUUUAGAAACUGUGGGCCUUGCCGGAUGCCAUGUCAGCGACCGCUCUCUAUGGGAGUUGGCACUCCAUGCCGGCUCUUCCGUGCAGCGGCUCUCCCUCAACAACUGCCCUCAUAUUACCGACCGGUCGCUUCCGGUUAUUUUGCAUCAUAAUCUCAUGCGCAACUUGUCUGUGCUCGAAAUACGUUUUCUUGCUGGCGUUACCAAUGUGGCGCCCAUUGUUACAUUCAAGCGCAGCCAACAUGCUCGAGGUGUCUUUCUUUUAGUGGAGACAUGCGAAGAGCUUCUGGCUCGCAUGCAAGAAUGCGAGCGCUCCAUGGACACUGUGCUUUCGAAGCGUAUCUACCAGGAUAUAAGUGACUGGGCCAAUGCUAGUGAUGAUGACGACACAGCGUACGUCCAGUUCAUGAGCUCGCGCAGAUAA